AUGCAGAGUCAAGUUCAUCUGGCGCCGGCCCCGGCUCACCAGGUGACUCUGUCAUCGUCAGAGGACAAGGAUGAUGAGGACAUUUGCCCCGUCUGCUGCGAGAGCCUUAGCUUCACCUUCAGACUACCUGGCGAGAAGCCUCAUAUUGUGCCAGAAUGCGGUCACGCACUUCACGAGGAAUGCUUCAGUACAGUAUACGGUGAUGUCAAACCUGGGGAGACCAAGCGCAACCUUGGCGUUUGCGGAGUCUGUCGUCAGCCAAUGAGAAUAUCCGAGGGUGCGAGCUACAAGAGGCGAGGCAAAGAUAGUGAGUCUUUGAAAAUGGCCAAGUUGAUGGGACAGAACACCGACAGCUCUAGAGGCGCACCACCGACACUAGCUUCACCAGCCGACAUUGCGAGUCCGUCUUCAGGCUCGCAACCUGAAGAGAUCGAUCUGAACGCCGACGACCCAUUGACCGACCCAUACGGAAUGAACAGCUCGUCCUCGAGGUCUUUACUCGGUGGCGAUGGGCAGCCCUCUGUCGUCAUCCCAUCGAUCUCGAUCAAAGCGGAGCAUUCGUACAUCUCUCGCACCUAUCGAAAGGGCAAACAUGCGAUCACGGCAGUCAUCAGCGUCAAGGUUCCUUCAGCGGGAGAUCGAGGGAGAUAUGCAGCGCGGACCCGACCCGACUUUGCCAUGUCGAGAUCGGGUUCGGCCGAAGACGGUCCACAAUUGCCUCCUUCCCCACGAUCAGCUUCAUCUCAUCCGACUGAUAUCUCCUCGGUGCCCGCUUCCGCAAGAUCUUUGCCACCUCUUCAAGGGCCAGACCCAUUUGCGCACGUCCUGGUCGACCUGCAAAAUCGCGUGGUCAGCUAUCAUACGUCUGGUCUUGACGCUCUUGGUCAACUCCGCUUAUUCGACCUCCUGGCAGUUCGUAAGGGCACGCUGGUCCGAGAAUUCCACGUAUAUCUCUUCCAAGACGCGAUCAUCUGCAUUGUGGAGGAACGCAAGUCAACUAUGCGAAAGAUAUUUUCAUCUUCGUCGUCUGUUCGCUCCAGCGACUCCAGCCAUUCGACUCACGGCAAGGGAAUCCUUAAGAUGAAAGGCAGAAUCUACGUGAAGCACGUUCAGCGAAUCACGGAUUCCUCUGUACCUGGCGAGCUCAGUCUCACAAUCGAGAUGGAGGACCCGACCAUGGAGUCUUUCAUCCUGGUUUUCCGUGACAGAGGGUCCCAUGAGACGUGGAAGCGAAACCUGAACAGCAUACUGGAAGAAGCAAAGUCUGGUCGACCUCCUCCUCUUCUCAACCGAGAGGAGUCCAAUGCAAAGGUCGCCAAGUUGAUGGGCAUCGGAGCGCCGCCUGCGCCAAAAUCAGCGAGCUCUUCCAGAGGCUUUGCUAGCCCCGUUUCCCAGCCUUCACCGAAUGCGAUGGGAGGCAUCAAUUUCGACCUCACUCCACAACCCUCUGCAACAUCCUACGACCGAUCUGCCCUCACGCCCAAAUCGCCUUUUGCCACGAGUCCCUUGGCCGAGUUGGCUUUCAGUGCUCCGCUGGCGCCGGUACAUACCCCUCUGGAUCUUGUCAUCAUUCUUUCGCUGCCCGCACCAUCUCAGACUGGAACUUUGCCACUCAAGGUUCGGUUGAUGCGACAAUCGCUGCAGUUCAUACUCGCCGUCAUGGGCAUAAGAGACCGAGUCGCCCUUGUCGUUUGCGAGAUGGGUUCCAAUGGCGUGGUGCGGAAGACGCCAUUCCUGAACACUACGCGUGCCGACUCGCGUCACCGACUGGAGACGUUUGUGGAUCUGCUUGGGUCAGGCCAGCGGGACAGCGAUGAAUUUGCGGUCCCUGUGGGAAGGGAAGAGAAGCAAGACGUUGUGACUGCGGUCAACACGGCAUUGGACGUGGUUCUCCAGCGCAAAGUCAAGAAUCCCCUUUCUGGUAUGAUUCUCAUCAGCGACACAUCAGAAAACAUCAAGCGAGCGCAAAUGGAGCUUGUGACCGCUCGGUUGGACGCUGCCAACAUUCCUGUCCACGCAAUUGGCUACGGCAAAGGUCAUGAUCCUUCACCUUUGUGGAUGAUCUCAAACCACACUCAUGGGACAUACACCUAUGUGCGCGAAUGGUACCACCUUCGCGACUCGCUGGCUGGCAUCGUCGGAAGUAUGAUGUCUGUCGCCAUGACCAAUAUGAAACUUCACAUCAACUGUCAAGACAACGAGUUCAAAGUACUCAAAGUCUCCGGCGCUAGUCAGGCCAUCGUCAGUACAGGUGGAAAGUACGCUGAUGUCGAGUUGCGCGAAUUGCGACAUGGAGAAACGCGUGAAUUGUUGGUCGAGAUGGACUUUGUGGAUGGAAUGGAUGAGCACAGAUAUUCUGGAGAUGGAUCCGACGAAUCUGGUGGGCCCCCAAUCGGAGGAGGCAGCGCUCGUGGCGGUCAGCUGUCGGUCCAAGGGUCGAUUCACAAGUCUACUUCGAUCGGGAAUCUCGGUUUGGCACUGGACAAUUUAUCUGUUGCAGAUGCCAACAACAUGAUGUACGAAGACGCCUUGAUCGACGAGAUACCAGUCACCGAAGUUGAUUGCUCGUAUCAUGAUCCUGCUGCCAAUCGGUCGGUCACUCGUUUGGCCCACCCUAUCCUUCUCACCACUGCUAUUCUUCCCUCCAAUGCUCCGCCCUCAUCGGCACCUGCAGAGUCUCUGGUCGUCCGAAGGCGGAUGGAGUUGUUGGCGAGCGAUAUGAUCACCCGAGCUCUGCUCAUCGCAUCGAGGAAGAACUUUGAGCAUGCUAUCAAGAUUCUCAAAGAGACCAAGAACAUUAUUGAGAAGAUUUCCGAGAAUUUGCAGACCCAACUGUCGAGAGCUGGAGGAUCAAAAAGUAGACGCGAGGGACAAAAUUUGCAGGCUGUUCAUGGCUUAUCGGCCGUCGGCUCAGACUUGGACACGCUGAUAGAUGCUUUGGAGGAACAUCAGGACAUGUUCGAGAGGGACAUGCGUAAUUUUGCCGCACAGCAGGCCGUGGUACUCCGUACGCAAAAGAGCUGGACGACUAGGACACCGAGUGAGAGGAUGUACUGCACACCUGAGGUUCAGCACUUUGUCCAGAUGAGCGGGGACUGGCAGGGUGGAAAGUGA
Messenger RNA from Kockovaella imperatae, 3114 nucleotides. Its product is annotated as Pleckstrin homology domain-domain-containing protein. The coding region runs from base 1 to 3114 and encodes 1037 amino acids. Lineage: Eukaryota; Fungi; Basidiomycota; Tremellomycetes; Tremellales; Cuniculitremaceae. The record is from RefSeq and is a predicted model, not a curated record. Gene Ontology annotation, molecular function: guanyl-nucleotide exchange factor activity. The transcript has 4 exons.